Podarcis muralis (Common wall lizard) is the source of this 1737-nucleotide messenger RNA. RefSeq names its product claudin-8-like. Gene Ontology annotation, cellular component: membrane; bicellular tight junction. The record is from RefSeq and is a predicted model, not a curated record. Gene Ontology annotation, molecular function: structural molecule activity. Lineage: Eukaryota; Metazoa; Chordata; Lepidosauria; Squamata; Lacertidae.
ACCUUCCACUGGCUUUGAAAGUUGUUAAACCUGAUAGAUAACUCCAUCCUUUCCAAAUGAUGGGGGCAGUGGAAUGCUCCACUCAAGCAGUAAGGAAGCAGCCGAGUGCUAACCAGCAUGCAUCUGAUUCAAACUGGUCUGAAUUAGCAAGCGUUUCUGCAGGUGACAGCUGCACAAGCUGCUUGAGGAAGGUUUCUCUUCUGCAGACAACCUGUACCUGCAAAACGAACAAACACCCUAAAGCCCUGUGCUUGAACAGAACGUAUCUGGAGCUCUGUUCUGGAAUGAAGAGAUGGCUGCCGCUUCUGCUGCUUUGCAGUUUGCUGGACUGAUCCUUGGAGGCAUUGGCGCAGUUGGGACUUUCGCCAUCACGGGCAUGCCCCAGUGGCGAGUGACUGCUUUCAUCGAAAGCAACGUGGUGGUUUUUGAAACCUCCUGGGAAGGCCUGUGGAUGAACUGCAUACAGCAAUCUAACAUCAGGCUGCAAUGCAAGGUCUACGACUCCCUCUUGGCUCUGCCUCCUGACCUCCAGGCUUCAAGAGGUCUGAUGUGCGCAGCUUCAGCCCUGGCGUUCCUUGCAUUUGCAGUCGCUGUCCUUGGCAUGAAGUGCACAAAGUGCACAGGAAAUGACGACCGAAUAAAAGGGUAUAUUUUGCUGGCAGGAGGCAUCACUUUCAUUGUGACUGGCAUCGUCGUGCUCAUCCCAGUGUGCUUCGUUGCCCACAACAUCAUCCGAGACUUCUACAAUCCAGCCAUUCAGCUGGCUCAGAAGCGGGAGCUUGGCGAAGCCCUCUACAUCGGCUGGACGUCUGCCUUCUGCCUCGUCGCCGGAGGAGCAAUUCUUUGCUGUUUCUGCCGUUGUGAAGAAAAAACCAGAAGCUAUCGAUACUCAGUGCCUUCACAACGUACAGCCUUCCAGAGCCAUCGUACGCCAAGAAGAGCUGAAAGUUCGUACACUAAAAGUCAGUAUGUUUAGUCUGCCUUUGGUUUACUGUCUUUCCAAGGGAAGUAUCCUUUCUGAUCAAACUUGGAUUCUAGAAGAAACUCUGCUAGUACAGCACACUGUGUACAAUGGAGCAAGAUCCAGGAAACUGUCUGUGACCUCUAAGACAAAGCAAGCUCUAGAACACAAGGGAACGUCUUCAGAUAUUUCAGAGCAGCACCAGAAAUUCGAACUGAAUAUUGUCCAAGGUUUUUGUAUUUUUUUUAUUAGCAUCUAUUAAGGGGAAUAUGUUUUCAUUCUAAUAGUGAUUUGAAAUUGCUUUGCAGUGUGUGUGUGUGGGGGGGGGGUAGGUUAUGUUACAGCAAAAAUUCUAACUUACUGAAGUCCACUAUGAUCAAUACUAUAUUAAUAUGCAAAAUAUAGCAGAGGCUCUUAUUGGGAGGUGAGGGGGAAAAUGAAGGGGGGAGGAACUUCUCUAAAUCUAUAUUUGAUUUUUUUUUAACCACAUAAAGUUUUUAUUGAAGUGUUGCUUAGCUGUGUAAAAAAAAAGAAGAGGAGUGAUGUGCAUGAAUUUUUUAAAAUUUCAAAGUUUUCAAAGUAUACAUUCUACAUUUCCUGAAAACAAUUUUUUUUGCCCAAUAGUACUAACUCUUCUUAGUAGUGAUAAAAGGUUGUGUGCUUUCUUUUCUUGUUUUUCAAUCUAACUAUAUUCUACCAUUAUUUUCCUGCACAUUAUUGUUUGUUCUGUGGCAAAAGAGUUUUAACACGUUUUAAUAAAAAUAUUUUAAACUUCA